Molecule: messenger RNA, 1634 nt
Organism: Oryza brachyantha (malo sina)
Lineage: Eukaryota; Viridiplantae; Streptophyta; Magnoliopsida; Poales; Poaceae
Product: phosphatidylinositol transfer protein 3-like
Exons: 8
Coding region: 218-1426 (402 amino acids)
Molecular function (GO): phosphatidylinositol transfer activity
Source: RefSeq, a predicted model, not a curated record
GCCGCUCCCUCUUUCCUCCCUCUCGGCGUCAGCUCUCCCACCUGCUCCCCCUCCCCUGAGAGCUCCUCAGUGUGAGGCGGCCGUGGGUCUUGGAUCCGCGUCGGCCCGGAGCGCCUGCCUCCCCCUCCCCUCCGCUUGUUGGGGGGUGCAUCGGUCCAGGCUGCGGAAGAUCGGGUUUUGGAAACCCACAUGGGCUCGCCGCUGUUGUUCUUCUUUGAUGCGUGAUGGUGGAUCUGUUCUGCGUGUGAAUCUUUUCCUGCUUUCGAGUUCGAAUUCUGGUGUACUAUCAGCGAGAUUCAGUGCGCCUGCACUGCACACCAGUCCAUCUGGACGGCCUUCUGAAUUGUAUGAAAUGCUUCUCAUUUCGGGUGCUGCUCUGCCAGCGACGCAUGGGUUGUGCGCGUUAACUGCUAACCAUUUCCAUACCUGGUGCUGGGGGAGCAUUCUCUGUCAAGUUACCAAAAUGUCCUUUCUGUUCAAGUCAAGCAAUGGUGCUACAAUAGAGAAGAACCUGACCCUAGAAGAGCAGCUAGAAAAGAUAAAUGAAUUGCGGAAAGAGCUUGGUGACCACUCAUCAGCAGAAAUACAAGCUUUCCUUUCUGAUGCCUCAUGCUCAAGAUUUCUUCGAGCAAGAAACUGGAACGUGCAGAAAGCAAGUAAAAUGAUGAAGGCGGCUGUAAAAUGGCGGGCAUCAUAUGAACCAGAAAAGAUUUACUGGGAUGAUAUUUCACAUGAAGCAGAGACAGGAAAGAUAUAUAGGGCUGACUACAAGGACAAACAUGGAAGAACUGUUCUUGUCCUGAGGCCAGGAUUAGAGAAUACUACUUCAGGAAAGGGGCAGAUCAAAUAUCUAGUUUACUGUCUAGAGAAAGCAAUUAUGAACCUGACAGAAGAUCAAGAGAAGAUGGUGUGGCUGACAGAUUUCCAGAGUUGGACACUGGGAAGCACACCGCUGAAGGUGACCCGAGAGACUGUAAAUGUCUUGCAGGACUGUUACCCUGAGAGACUUGGGUUGGCAAUCCUUUACAAUCCUCCUAGGAUAUUUGAAUCCUUCUGGAAGAUAGUGAAGCCAUUUUUGGACCAUGAGACUUACAAGAAGGUGAAAUUCGUGUACUCCAGCGAUAAAGAGAGCCAGAAGAUUAUGGCUGAUGUCUUCGACCUGGAUAAGCUCGACUCGGCCUUCGGAGGAAGGAAUCCAGCCACCUUUGAAUACAACAGCUAUGCUGAAAGGAUGAGGGCAGAUGACAUCAAGAUGGGUUCUCUAUGCAUCUCAAACGGAACCACCCUUCCUGAGGGCCAUCCACAUGUAUCUGCUGAGGAGACGGCUAACGGUUUAGAUUCAGACGCCUCAAGUGAGGCUUCCUUCUACAGUGGAACUGAAUCCCCAAAGCACGAAGAGGCCGGUGGCAUACCGAAGAACGACUGAGCUUAAAAUGAGCUGAACUGUUUGCUUGUUUCAGACUUUCAGCCACUACACAUAGGUCACAGUAUACAGUAUUAGCUAACUUAGGAUGGAAAGUUUGGACCAUCACCUCUGAUGCAUUGACAUCCUCCUGAAGUAUAAAUGAGAAAAAUUCUGGUUGAUAGAUACCCUCUGGCAUUCCUCCAUAAUAAAUAAUUUGAUGUGCCCUGUA